CAAUAUUCUACGAUGCAUUUAAUAUUCGAAUUUGUUUUUAUUAUUUUAUUUUUUUCUUCAGUGCUUGGAGAGGAAUAUACUCUUGAAACUAUAGGAGCGAAAAAAUGCGCCCUAAAUUUUGGAACUCAGGAAAUUAAUUAUGAAUUGACUAUAAAUAAUGAAAAGGAUGGUGCGAAGUCUUUAACACUAGAGUUUAAUUUAGAUGAACCCAUUACAAAAGACUUUACUUAUAGAGCUGAUAUUAAUAUUAUGACAUCUGGACAAUACAUUCACUACAUUGAACCUGAUGGAAACGUAUGCAAAGAUAUAAACGAUUUGGGUAAAAUAGCAUGGGACGCAUUUAGGAACGCUGUGAACCCAAAAAUUAAAGAUCUUUGUACCAUCCCGCCGGGCAAGUACAAACUGGAAAAAUUUCAAGUGAAAAAAGGAGACUUCGAUGUUCCCAUUCCUACUGCUGGUCAGUUUAUGGCUCAGUUUCAUUUGCACAACAAAAAAGGAUUGGAAGUAGCCUGUUUGGAGAUGGAAUUCCGUAUUCUAGAAAAUUAGAACUAAAUAUGGUUAAAAAAAUAUCAUUAUUGUUUUUAAAUACAGCAGAAACAAUUAAUAAAGG
Molecule: messenger RNA, 610 nt
Organism: Sitophilus oryzae (rice weevil)
Lineage: Eukaryota; Metazoa; Arthropoda; Insecta; Coleoptera; Curculionidae
Exons: 4
Coding region: 13-546 (177 amino acids)
Source: RefSeq, a predicted model, not a curated record